AUGUGGACCGGAGAGCGCACUGCCCAGACGAGCCAGGUGGACAACCCAAGCUCACCCGAGCCGGGCACCCUCCCCAAAAAUCAUACAAAGCAUGGUGCAGUGGCCUACCCCCCGAUCGCAAAAGGAGGAGCAACAGCAGACAGCAGCAGCAGCAGACAAGAAACAGCAGGAGCAGCAGCAGCAGACAGCAACCGCAGGAGCAGCAGCAGCAGACAGCAGCAACAGCAACAGAAACAAGCAGACGAGCAAAAGCAGCCGCAGCAGACAGAAACAGCAGCAGCAGCAGCAGCAGACAGCAACAGCCGACAUCAACAGCAACAGCAGCAGCAGCCAGUAGUAGACAGCAGCAGCCAGCAUACAGCAGCAGCCAGACUGCAGCAGCAACAGCAGACAGCAGCAGCAGCAGACAGUAACAGCAGCAGCAGCAGCAGACAGUAA
Molecule: messenger RNA, 438 nt
Organism: Macrobrachium nipponense
Lineage: Eukaryota; Metazoa; Arthropoda; Malacostraca; Decapoda; Palaemonidae
Product: protein elav-like
Exons: 1
Coding region: 1-438 (145 amino acids)
Source: RefSeq, a predicted model, not a curated record